Molecule: messenger RNA, 516 nt
Organism: Fusarium coffeatum
Lineage: Eukaryota; Fungi; Ascomycota; Sordariomycetes; Hypocreales; Nectriaceae
Exons: 4
Coding region: 1-516 (171 amino acids)
Source: RefSeq, a predicted model, not a curated record
AUGUCACUUAUCCUCUGUGAUAAUCACAACUACGUGUACGGUGACUGUGUCGUUGCGAUCCAACUUCUCGCCUUGUACGAUCACUUUGUAAUCCGUACCGAAAUCACCCCAACGGCGGCCGUGCUCGAGCUGAACAUCAACAAGACAUGCCAGACACCACCGAUCGAUACCAUCCCUGCAGGCCACGCGGAGAAUCUUGAUGCCCGCCGCGAUGCGACCGACGAUUUGGGCCUCCCACCAGCCCGAGCUGACAAUUCGAUGUCUGCCAACAACGGUCCCAUCACACGAGGUGCCAGGCUUAACGACGAGGUCCUGCUCUUUGGGCCUAUCAGGGUGCCUUAUCAGUCAAGCCCUCACGACAUCGCCCUCGAUAUCCGCAACCGAAGACUUAUUGAGGCAAUCAACCGACUUGAACUCGAAGGCCAGGACCUCGAACGGUCCACCGAAUCCCUUGAAGUCGAAAGCGAUCGUAUGGAAGGUGACUACCGCCGUCUCAGAAACCAACUGGCUCGUUAG